Manihot esculenta (cassava) is the source of this 1237-nucleotide messenger RNA. Its product is annotated as alpha carbonic anhydrase 7-like. The coding region runs from base 17 to 1018 and encodes 333 amino acids. The record is from RefSeq and is a predicted model, not a curated record. Lineage: Eukaryota; Viridiplantae; Streptophyta; Magnoliopsida; Malpighiales; Euphorbiaceae. Gene Ontology annotation, molecular function: zinc ion binding; carbonate dehydratase activity. The transcript has 6 exons.
UUUGUGAGCGGACACCAUGAUCAAGGAACUCCAAACUCAUUGCACAGUCAUCAAUUACGUAUUCACAUUGGAUUUCUUCUAUAUAAGCAGACAAGCCUCCCUCAUUCUUGGACGCCAUAAACACUCACAGCUUCUCCUUCUUUGUAAUUUUAUUCACUUGGGGUUAAAAAUCUUUUACUUUCCGCUAAAAGAUAUGGGAAAUCUUGGGAUCAAGUUGUUUUGUUCUGUUUUCUUGGUAGCUCUUCUCUUGCAUGUACUCCCUGCAAGAUCUCAAGAAGUUGAGGACGAGAGAGAAUUUGAUUAUAAGAAAUAUAGCGAAAAGGGACCAGCUCGAUGGGGAGAGAUUCAUCCAGAAUGGGGUGUAUGCAGCAAUGGAUCUAUGCAGUCUCCUAUUGAUUUGCUGCACGAGAGAGUUCAUGUUGUUUCUCAUUUAGGAAGACUUAACAGAAGCUACAAGCCUUCAAAUGCCACUCUUAAGAACAGAGGCCAUGAUAUGAUGUUGAAAUGGGAAACUGGCGCAGGAACUCUUGAAAUAAAUGGAACUGAAUAUGUUCUUAAACAAUGUCACUGGCACUCUCCUUCUGAGCACACCAUCAAUGGCAAGAAGUUUGCUUUAGAGCUGCAUAUGGUUCACGAGAGCCAAGAUGGAAAGGCUGCUGUUGUUGGGAUUUUGUACACAAUAGGAAGGCCAGACUCUUUCUUGUCAUCUCUAACAGACCGUCUGAGAUUGGUGGCCGGUACCGGAGAAAAUGAGACAAUAGCGGGUAUAGUUAACCCAAAAGAAAUCAAGAUCGGGAGCAGAAAGUACUACAGAUACAUGGGAUCUCUUACAACUCCACCUUGCACUGAAAAUGUCAUCUGGACAAUUGUCAGAAAGGUGAGGACUGUCACCAAAGAACAAGUGAGAUUGCUCCGGGUGGCGGUUCACGACGAAUCAAAUACAAAUGCAAGGCCAGUACAGCUCACAAAUGGACGUCCAGUGCAACUUUACAGGCCAGAUGAAAAAGAAGAUGAUUAAAUUUCUAUACCUUAUUAUUCAAUUUCAGUAUAUGGAGAGAUUAAUUAUUCUUAGGCUACAGAAUUUAAAUAAAUGAGUUUUAUGUAAUAUUCAUCAUUUUUCAUUCUUUUUGGUUAUACUUUUAGCCAAACUUGCUUGUGUACAUGGGCAUAUUAAAGAAGUAUUACUAAAUUAUUUUAUUUAUAAUAAGAAUCAUAUGGUAUUUCUUUUUCUUAUUAA